Cercocebus atys (sooty mangabey) is the source of this 3399-nucleotide messenger RNA. It is a transcript of the gene CEP78, whose product is annotated as centrosomal protein 78kDa. The transcript is spliced from 17 exons. Gene Ontology annotation, molecular function: protein binding. Lineage: Eukaryota; Metazoa; Chordata; Mammalia; Primates; Cercopithecidae. The record is from RefSeq and is a predicted model, not a curated record. Bases 277 to 2364 code for a protein of 695 amino acids. Gene Ontology annotation, cellular component: centrosome.
GGCUUGAAUCCCGGCGCCUCAGAGGACUAUGAGGCGGGCGCCAACCGCCUGGGCCACGGGGCGGGAGGCAGCGCGGGAGCGGGGCGUUGAGGGACCGGCCUAGCGUGGGGCUCUGGCCUUGCGUCUUCCGACCGAAUAGCCGCUCCUGAGCCCGGUGCGCGGCUGCCGCCACCGCCUGGCCGUGGGUGCCGGAGCGGCCGGGCGGCGACCCAGGGUUCCUGGGUAGGCGCGGGCGGCGUCUCCGCGGCGGGCAUCCCCCGAGGCCGCCCUCGGGCCAUGAUCGACUCGGUGAAGCUGCGCCGCGACAGCGCGGCGGACUUCUUCUCGCACUACGAGUACCUGUGCGCGCUGCAGGACUCGGUGCCGCUGCCAGCCGUACGCGCCUGUCUCCGGGAGGGCGUGCUGGACUUCAACGCCGACCGCCUCCGCGGGGUGGACUGGGCGCCUCUGCUGAGCACUCUCAAGAUCAAUAAAGACCUACCCUUGAUCUCCAUCAAGAGCUUCUUCCAGCCUUGGCUGGGGGACACAGGUUCUGACAUAAAUAAAUUUUGCAGAAGUCGUGUUCCUGCGAUAAGAUACAAAGAUGUGACCUUCCAGUUGUGUAAAGCUCUUAAAGGCUGUUUAAGUAUAUCAAGUGUGCUAAGGAACCUGGAGCUAAAUGGACUAAUUCUGAGAGAGAGGGAUUUAACUAUUUUAGCAAAGGGAUUGAAUAAAUCGACUUCUUUGGUGCACCUGUCUCUUGCAAAUUGUCCAAUUGGAGAUGGAGGUUUAGAAAUUAUUUGUCAAGGUAUAAAGAGCUCUAUCACUCUUAAGACAGUCAACUUCACAGGAUGUAAUCUGACAUGGCAGGGAGCAGAUCACAUGGCCAAGAUCUUAAAGUAUCAGACCAUGAGAAGGCAUGAAGAAACCUGGGCUGAGAGUCUUCGCUAUAGGAGACCUGAUCUUGACUGUAUGGCUGGCUUAAGACGUAUCACAUUGAAUUGCAACACACUCAUUGGUGACCUAGGUGCAAGUGCUUUUGCAGACUCUCUCAGUGAGGAUUUAUGGCUGAGAGCUCUUGACCUGCAACAGUGCGGCCUCACCAAUGAAGGAGCAAAGGCUUUGCUAGAGGCCCUUGAAACCAAUACAACUCUGGUCGUUCUGGAUAUAAGAAAAAAUCCACUCAUUGAUCAUUCUAUGAUGAAAGCAGUUAUCAAAAAAGUUCUUCAGAAUGGAAGCAGUGCUAAAUCAGAGUACCAGUGGAUAACUUCUCCAUCAGUGAAGGAACCAUCCAAAACUGCUAAACAGAAAAAGAGAACUAUAAUUCUAGGAAGUGGUCACAAAGGAAAAGCUACUAUUAGAAUUGUUAUUUGGAGACACAGAGUAGGAUUGGCUACAAAGAAACCUGUAAGUAGUGGCAGAAAACACUCCCUUGGUAAAGAAUAUGCGCCCGCACCUCUACCACCUGGUGUGUCUGGUUUCUUGCCAUGGCGUACUGCAGAACGUGCAAAAAGGCACAGGGGUUUCCCAUUAAUCAAAACACGUGAUAUAUAUAAUCAGUUGCAGCAAUCAGGUUUUCCUGUGACUGUGACAGUAGAGAGUCCUUCAUCCUCUGAAAUUGAAGAGGUUGAUGAUUCUUCAGAGAGUGUUCAUGAAGUGCCUGAGAAAACUAGCAUAAAACAAGAAGCAUUACAGGAAAAACUGGAGGAGUGCCUAAAGCAGUUAAAGGAGGAAAGAGUGAUAAGGCUUAAGGCUGAUAAGCGAGUCAGUGAGCUGGAACAUGAAAAUGCCCAGUUAAGAAAUAUAAAUUUCUCUCUGUCUGAAGCCCUUCAUGCACAGUCAUUGACAAAUAUGAUCCUGGAUGAUGAAGGUGUUUUGGGCAGCAUUGAGAAUUCUUUUCAGAAGUUUCAUGCUUUUUUGGAUCUCCUUAAAGAUGCUGGGCUUGGGCAGCUUGCCACAAUGGCUGGGAUAGAUCAGUCAGAUUUUCAAUUACUAGGUCAUCCCCAGAUGACUUCUACUGUUAGUAAUCCACCUAAAGAAGAAAAGAAGGCACUUGAAGAUGAAAGACCAGAACCAAAGCAGAAUGCCCUAGGGCAGAUGCAAAAUAUCCAGUUUCAGAAAAUUACAGGUGAUGCUAGAAUUCCUUUGCCUCUCGACUCCUUCCCUGUCCCAGUUUCUACUCCAGAGACCUUAGGAACUUCCAGCGACAACCUGGGAGUCCCAGCCACUGAGCAGCGGCAGGAGUCUUUUGAGGGAUUCAUUGCUAGAAUGUGUUCUCCUUUACCAGAUGCGACUUCUGGAACUGGAAGUCAAAAAAAAGAAGAGGAGUUGUCCAGAAAUAGCAGAUCUUCUUCAGAGAAAAAGACCAAAACAGAAUCCCAUUGAAAUGAUUGGAGAAAUAUUAAAAUAAAAAUAAUAGCAGAGUUGGAAAACCAGAAAUUAAACAGCGUGGAAUUUCUGGAAGAUAAGAAGCAGAUGAUCUAAGUACCAGUUAAUUAAAGGGUGGAACAGCUAAGCCAUUCCACUCAUCUUUGGAGCAUCUAAUUCUGGAGUUUGCCACCAGGCUAAGAAAGCGGCCAUCUGAAGUGGGAGCUCUGACCCAAGAAAUGCUGGGAUCAGAGAAUAAGGGAAUUACCCAAAAUGGCUAUGAAGAGGAACUGAAGUUAAGCUGCCCACGUGAUCGAUCUCUGACUGUGAUGAUCUGCCACUUCCAUUUAUAAUCACCAUAUAAGUGCCUGUAAUCAUUUGUGUUCACUGAAAGUGAACAAGAAUUCCCAUCUGGAUGAAAAAACAAUACUUCAAACUUUAAUCUUAGGCCCUCAUUUGUAAAUAUGGACAGCCAAAAAUCAUCAAAUUUGAAGAAAACCAGUAACAUAAAAGGAGGCAUGAAAUUAAAAUUAACCUGUUGAAGAAGAUAGUUACUAGGAGAAACAUGAAAUUUUUAAAUUAAUGAAUCAAAAUCUUCAGCAAUUCAUAAAGAUAAUUAUGUUCAUAAAGAAUAGGAUGCCAUGAAAAAAAUAUUUAGCGGAUUAUUUAGCGGAUUACUGGAAAUUAAAAAUUUGAUUAUAAAACUGAAACAGAAGAUGGACUACACAGCAGAAUGGAUUCAGUUGAAGCUUAAAUUUAUGAAAUGGAAGAUAUUAAUUGGUAUUAGACAUUUCAUCAGCAACUAAAUUACUUAGAAAAAAUCUUCCUCAGAGUAACUAACCAAAAUGAACAAUGAAUCCAUUAAAGUGUGGUUUUUUUUUUUUUUUGAAUCAAGGUCUCACUCAUGUCACCCAGGCUAGGGUGUAGUGAUGGGAUCACAGCUCAUUGUAACUAGGAACCAUUGGGCUUAAAUGAUCCUCCCACCUCAGCCUCCCAAGUAGCUGAAAUGUACCACCAUGCCUAAGUUUUAAAAAAUUAUUGUAGAGAUGGGUU